Sphaeramia orbicularis (orbiculate cardinalfish) is the source of this 669-nucleotide messenger RNA. RefSeq names its product histone H3. The record is from RefSeq and is a predicted model, not a curated record. Gene Ontology annotation, cellular component: nucleosome. NCBI's taxonomy places the organism in Eukaryota, Metazoa, Chordata, Actinopteri, Kurtiformes, Apogonidae. The transcript has a single exon. Bases 114 to 524 code for a protein of 136 amino acids. Gene Ontology annotation, molecular function: protein heterodimerization activity; structural constituent of chromatin; DNA binding.
AGGAGCCGAAGAUCUGAACUGCGUCACCGUUUUCACCGCAGACCCACGGGUUAAAACCAGCCUCUGUCUGCUGCUCACUUCCAUUUCUUCUGUAAACAGAGAAAAGUUCAACCAUGGCCAGAACCAAGCAGACCGCCCGUAAAUCCACCGGAGGUAAAGCCCCCAGGAAGCAGCUGGCCACCAAGGCUGCCCGCAAAAGCGCCCCGGCCACCGGCGGCGUCAAGAAGCCUCACCGUUACAGGCCCGGUACCGUGGCUCUGCGGGAGAUCCGCCGUUACCAGAAAUCCACCGAGCUGCUGAUCCGCAAACUGCCCUUCCAGCGGCUGGUCCGAGAAAUCGCUCAGGAUUUCAAGACCGACCUGCGCUUCCAGAGCUCCGCCGUCAUGGCUCUGCAGGAGGCCAGCGAGGCUUACCUGGUGGGGCUGUUCGAGGACACCAACCUGUGCGCCAUCCACGCCAAGAGGGUCACCAUCAUGCCCAAAGACAUCCAGCUGGCCAGACGCAUCCGCGGAGAGAGAGCUUAGACUGAGCAUCCACUGAACACAACGGCUCUUUUCAGAGCCAACACAUGGACACAGAAGACCUGCUUCUGUUUGGUUCAUUCACAGCUUUAGUGGAGAAGAGAACCACUACAGCACAGUGUGGAGGUUUUUAUGGUUAUAUUGUCUA